CAACUAGCUUACUUGUCACUCACUUCCUUUUUGAGACAGUUUCUGGAAGAGUCAGACCUAAAAUUUGGCCUUUGGGGAAAGUCUCAUCAGGUUCAAGUUGCUGUGCUUUUAACACAGUCAGCUCUUUACACAGACACAAUUUUUUAUUACAUAAUUUUGAGUUUGUAAAACAACUUGUCACCAAUUACGCGUAUCAUACGAAUAGCGCGAAAGGAUGACCAGCGUCAACAAACGAAGAGGAGGAUCCUUUCCCAUUUGUUUUUGUUUUAUCGUUGUCACAAUGGUCGUUAUAAUUCUCCGGUUGACCCACGCUCAACCACAACACUUUUUCAAAGCGAACCAAGGAGCAGAUGCCCCAGUGUCGAAAUCUCUACCACGGAUCGGUCGUCGCAGUGACUUGGAAACUUUCCCUUUACCACUGAUGACUGACAACCGUCCGUGGUCUGAGGGCAACGUUGUUGAACAUCGCAACGGGAACCAGCAACCGCAGGAAGUCCGCGGAGGAGGAGGUGAAAGUUAUGCAAUUCCAUUUCUGGAAGAAGAAGAGAGUCGUCUCGCCCCAAACAUUCUGCAUCAGGUGGAUCAAUACCUCUGGAAAAAGUUGAUGGCUGCUGCUGGUGAUCCAGACAUUUCAGAAAUUCGCAACGGCGACACUAUGCGGAACGUGUACAGAUCUCGAGCUCUGAAGUAGUAGGCUUCCUACGCAUUGGAUUAUUUAGUGUAUAGCAUUUAUGUACGUUAAGAUUAGUACACACCGGAACUGCAUAUCGGAACUGUGGGUGUAUUCUGUAAUAAUAUGUACGUUUAAGUCAUUUGUUAUUGAUCGAAGCGAUCACUGAGUGACUAUAUUUAUUACAGUCAGUAAGCGACAAUAUUUAAAAAAAAGUAUGCUCUUAGUAUUUCUGGUACGUGUAUAAAGCACGAGGAUUGCAUAAAUAUUCAUAGCACAUGAGUUUGGAUUCGAAUAAUGUUUUUAGCUUUUUUUAGAGCCAUCGCUUUUGUCGCGUAUGUCAUAUUAUUAUCCUUUUAUGGAUAAAGCCUCUGUAUUGACAAUAAUAGAAAUAAAGUACGUUUUUAGUUUGUUUAAAACCAAUCUUAGCCUUUUGUCAUUCUUUCCUAACACUUUCAGAUUAGUGUAAACUGUAUAGUCUGCAGAUGUAUAUGUAAUUAGUGAGUCAUUAACUGGUAAAAUAAAAUAUUUGUAGGAACAUGCAAUUUGUGGUAAAUUA
Molecule: messenger RNA, 1229 nt
Organism: Folsomia candida
Lineage: Eukaryota; Metazoa; Arthropoda; Collembola; Entomobryomorpha; Isotomidae
Exons: 4
Coding region: 215-691 (158 amino acids)
Source: RefSeq, a predicted model, not a curated record